CUAUGCCACACACACACAGUCUAAGAGGGUAACGUGCGGGAGAGUCUUUGGUCGACCUGACCUCCUGCCUCAUUCGACCAAACCUACCACUACCAAAGCUCGCGACACAAGAAGGCGUCUCUUCACCUGCACGCUGCCCCAGUCACAGUGUUCCUUCUCCAUACACCUCCCGGGUUGAACAGCUGAAGGCUGGCACUGCAGGUUAGUGCACGAGACCAAACCAUUCCUCUCUCACAGGAGCGCAGCUGCGGUCUCUGUUUAAAUUCACGCAAGAUGCGGUGCUUCUCUUUAUAAAAUUAUACCAGCGAAACUGAAGAAUAUGAAGACAAUCUGGUAAAAAGCAGCGUCGGAGACAUAGGUGUAUCGCCAGCACCAUGCCGAUACAGAUCCGUGUGGUGGUGCCUGCUGCAGCAGUCAGUGACCCAUGGGAGAGCGGAACCGACGAUGCUGUUGAGGACAACGCUGACGAUGACGCCAGUAGCAGGAACAACAGCAACGCCACUGGCAACCUCAACAGACGAAAGAUCGUGACAAUGAAAAAGAGAAAGGUAGUCCAUCGUCGGUACCGUCCAGUCUCUGCGCCCGUGGUGCGAUUGAGACCCCAGUUGCCAGUCAAGCCUUGCGAUAUCAGAAUUAAUGUGGCCAGUACCUACAACAUGGAAGACGAACAUGAGUACAUAAUGAAGACGGCCUUGACCGCUUACAACAGGCAUAAGCUGAGCGAAGACAGCGACCAGUCCUGUUUAACAUCACGGGUGAAGGACGAGGUGGGUCUGGAGGAAAUCGUUCAGAACGGCCCAGGUCACCGAGAAAGUCCAGAAGACAAUGGUGUGAGCUGUCGGCCAGACUCCAGUCGCGGCUGUCCCACACUUUCAUCGUCGUCGAGCAGCAAAUCCGAGCAACCAUCGUCUUCGUCGUCGACCAACAUCGUGGGGGGACCGAGGAUGAAAGUCGUCCAGUUGUCGCUGUGCACGCUGAGGGAUGCUUAUGGACGCGAGUUGCCUCCUAUGCCGCACACACACAGUGUGCCCAUGUCGAGGCCGUCGUCCGCCUUUCCUUCCAGAUACAGUCCCACAAAGAAAGGUGGUGAGGCCAGUAGGUGCGACCCGGACAUACGCAACAGUGCCAAAGAUCUUUCUCCCCAUCAACAGCAGGUAAGGUCUACUCUGACUUCCCCGAAGACAAUGGACGCACCUCUCUCUCGCUCAGCUGCCUACCGCUUGCGCAACCGCACCACUCACUCCUGGUCACAGGACGCCUCCGCCAACAGCAGCACCCACGACCCCAUGACCAUGAGCUGCCCCAACGCUCGUUCCCUGGAGGAACACAUGCGCAAGGCGCGCACACACGUGCCUCGUGACCCUAACCCUUCCCCUGUCAUCGUCAAAGCCAAAGGAAUCGCUUCCCCCGCCACGUCACCUGGCGGUGGUGUAGGACAGAACCAGAGACCUGCAUCCUGCUACACUUACGAUGGUGGCUUCUUCCUGAGUCCCAGCAACGCCAAGGACUUCGUCAUCCACCCGGACUGGGUCAGUGAGGCCAUAACGGUCAACAAGGUCUCCUUAUUGGAGCGCGGCGGUCGUUCGCGGACUCCUGCCAAAAGCACUGCGGUGCAUGGGAGCGGCGCUGCUGGGGAGAGUGGUUCCUCUCAGCGAAGAGCACGCAGAUGCAAAAGCGCGCCACCACCCAAACACCGCAACCCCAUCACCUGGAGCUGAAGGUCUUUGUAAAUUACUGUUUAGUUUUUUACCCCGACGUAUUUUCAUACUGCUGAGGAUUUACUUUCUGGAUGUCACACAGUUGAGACUACUAGAGAUUACAGUGAGUUUGCCAGGAAUGUUUCAUAUGGAAGGACUUCCUGGAGCAAUUGCAGAUAUAUAUAUAUACACGAACAAACAAGAACAAACCUGCGCUCGUGCACAUACACACAACUUUCAAGCAUUCUGUAAGUAAUGGACAUGCUCCCGGGCUUACGUUCGUAUGUCGAUGUAACAACAUGCUUCUGCCUUCGAGCUUAAGGCUCUUCUUUUGUCAAACUUUGUCAAACAUGUGUUUAUAUUAAGAAAGGCCUUUAGUCUGCGCUCGCGCGCACACACGUGUGUGUGUGAGAGAGAGACCUAAUGCUUUUGCAGUCACAGAUAUUAAGGAAGAAAGUAGUUUCAAUGGUCUUUACAUUCUGCUCAGUCUGAGACGCACCUAAACACAAAAUAAACACACACGCACACACAAAAUAUGAUUCGUUGAUACAUAUUUUGCUGUUUAUAUGCCACAGGAUUUUUUCGUUCUUCAUAUUUCUUGUUUUUAAUAACUCCCAAGUUCAGGGAAUACCCACCCGCAUCCAACAGAGAGAGAUAUAUAUUGAACAUUAUAAAAUAAAGUGGUGAAAAUACAGCAGCUACCAUAUCAUUUAAUAGGUGUCAGUUCUAAUAUGAAGUUUUUAUACGAGAAACAAGAAGGAACAGAUUUGCACAUUUUCCAAAGUCAUUUCUUAUGUCACCACAGUUUCGAACACUAUCUACUCUUUCUUUGUUCGGUAUCUUAAGAGCUUCCAUCGCUGCAGGCUAUUCGUUGCCAUCGUAACCACUACCAUAUCUCUUCAGGCUUAUUCUACGCGGUGCUUUCGAUACUUAUAUUUCUGUGACUGUCAUGUUUACCAUAAUAUAAUUGUAUUUUUACCAUGAUACAUGGUAUUUAAAGAUUUGUGCAAUAAAGAUUAUAUCAAG
Molecule: messenger RNA, 2723 nt
Organism: Pomacea canaliculata
Lineage: Eukaryota; Metazoa; Mollusca; Gastropoda; Architaenioglossa; Ampullariidae
Exons: 5
Coding region: 375-1718 (447 amino acids)
Source: RefSeq, a predicted model, not a curated record